CACAUCUGAAUGGUUCCAUUCAGAUCUGAUCCAUUCAGAUAUUAGAAGUCGCUGAAUGAACUUUCUUCACAAAAUACCCUUUGCCCUACCUGUUCUCCCUCUCGCUCUUCACAGUCGCUCCGCCUCCAUCUCCAUCUUCCUCCACCGGCCUCCUCCACCUCACCGGCCUCCUCCACCUCACCGCCCCUCCUCCACAGCCUUCACCUCUGUCGCCGCCCCUCCUCCACCGUCUCUCCUCCACAGCGCCGCUACUCACCUCAGCCUUCAUCUCCGUCGCCGCCCUCAUCCUCUCCCCUUCAACAUCGACGUCUCCAUCUUCACUGCUUCCUCCAUCCACCGGCUUCCUCCCUGCACCGGCCUCCUCCACCACGUCGGCCCCCCACCACGUCGGCCUUCUACCUCGUCUCUCCUCCGCAUCUGCUGUUCUCGUCAUCUCUCCUCCACAGAAUUUUGAGGUGUCGUUGGAAUGUGCAAAUUGGUGAUACUGGAAUGUAACCAUGUUAAAUUUGAGUUGGUAUUUUCAUUCUUUAACAAUAUCGAUUCAAGCCCUAGUAUGUAUAAUGUGCAACUUUUUUAUAUAUAUUUUGUAUAUAUGUAUGAUUAGAAACAGAUUAUUAAUUGUUUGGUAAUAUUGGUAUAUUGAUUUUAUU
Molecule: messenger RNA, 650 nt
Organism: Helianthus annuus (common sunflower)
Lineage: Eukaryota; Viridiplantae; Streptophyta; Magnoliopsida; Asterales; Asteraceae
Product: wiskott-Aldrich syndrome protein family member 1-like
Exons: 2
Coding region: 56-454 (132 amino acids)
Source: RefSeq, a predicted model, not a curated record